GCCAGUUCCAUUUGGUGGUGACUGGAAACCAUCAAAUUGCCGGAGCCUUCUUUCCCAGGCGCCAAGGAACGGGCCUGACCUUGCAACUACACCGCGAUCCCACCCACAGUGAUGGCUACCAGCACAUUUGAAACGCAGGGCGUCCGUGUCGCUGUCGAAGGCUGCGGCCAUGGCACGCUCAACGCCAUCUACGCCUCCGUGGCAGAGUCGUGCAAGCACCGUGGCUGGGAUGGCGUCGAUGUUCUAAUCAUCGGCGGCGAUUUCCAGUCCUGCCGAAAUGCUGCAGACCUGAGCAUCAUGUCCUGCCCGGUCAAGUACCGCCACCUGGGCGACUUUCCACAGUACUACUCGGGAGAGCGGAAGGCUCCCUACCUGACCAUCUUCAUUGCCGGUAACCACGAGGCAAGUUCGCACCUGUGGGAGCUCUACUACGGCGGCUGGGUCGCACCCAAUAUCUACUAUCUCGGCGCCGCCAACAUCCUUCGUCUCGGCCCUCUGCGCAUCGCUGGCCUGUCGGGUAUCUGGAAGGGCUUCGAUUACCGCAAACCGCACCACGAGCGCCUGCCCUUUAAUUCUGAUGACGUCAAGUCGUGGUACCACGUCCGAGAAUUUGAUGUGCGCAAGUUGCUUCUCGUUCAAACCCAGGUCGACGUAGGGUUGAGCCACGACUGGCCACGUGCCAUCGAGAAGCAUGGUGAUCAGGAAUGGUUGUUCAGAAAGAAGCCGGAUUUCCGACAGGAGUCCAAAGACGGAUCCCUUGGAAGUGUGGCGGCGGAAUACGUCAUGGACAGGUUGAGGCCCCCGUACUGGUUCUCAGCCCAUCUGCACGUCAAAUUUGGGGCUCUCAAGACCUAUGCCGAUGAGCAAGUUAAUGAGGCUGAUGAACCCAAACUUGAAGCUGUCUCGGUGGCUCCUGCUGCUAAAGAGAGCAACCCAGACGAGAUUGACCUUGAUAUGGAUGAUGACGAUGAAGAGGAGGACAUGAAACCAGUGACACCUGAGGCUAACGCGACGGUGCCUGUUAAGGAAGAGAUGAGUGAAGUUUCGGAGGAGUUGAGAGCUCAACUUCCUGCUUCCUUCGCCCGGCCACAAGCAAAGCGGACACCUGGCCAACCCGUACCACGGGGAAUCACGAAUAAGGAAGUCCGAUUUUUGGCCCUCGACAAGUGCCUUCCAGGGCGGCAUUUCCUCCAGCUCUGUGAGAUGCAACCUAUGAAGCCGGAGAUGAAUGCCGAGCACCCACCCAGUGAGAGUUCGCCGCGCUAUCGCUUACAAUACGACCCAGAGUGGUUGGCAAUCACUCGAGUCUUUCACAAGUCCCUUGUCAUCGGUGACCCAACGGCGCAGACCCCACCGGAUCUGGGAGAGGAGCACUACCUUCCUCUCAUGGAAGCAGAGAGAGCAUGGGUCGAGGAGAAUAUUGUAAAGACUAACAAGCUGGAUGUUCCAGAAAACUUUGAAGUCACGGCUCCGCCAUAUAUCUUGGGAAAUCCUGAGAUUGUGGAGGAGCAGCCGGAGGAGUACAGCAACCCUCAAACAGUACUUUUCUGUGAACUGCUGAGUAUUGAGAACAUCUGGGAUGCAUCCGAGGAGGAGAGGCAGGAGAGAAAAGCACAAGGGCCGUCGCCGUCGCAAAGAGGUGGUUUCGGCGGAGGAAGAGGGUUUGGCCGUGGUAGAGGAGGUCGUGGUGGUGGCCGCGGCGGAGGACGAGGGAGAGGACGAGGGAGAGGAAGAGGCAACAGGGGCAGAUGGUAACAGAGAAACCAGGGUUUACGUCAAAACUGCAAAGAAGCUGGGACUCUUUUGCUGAAAAAAGGAAGAAGGAGAAAAGACUGAGAUAUUUUAUUAUUCUAGUGAGAAUUAGCAGCCAAUAUUCGAUGAGGGUGGUAGGUGGUAUUGGCGCUUACCAAAGU
This is a messenger RNA of Ilyonectria robusta, 1913 nucleotides long. Its product is annotated as lariat debranching enzyme, C-terminal domain-containing protein. Bases 112 to 1755 code for a protein of 547 amino acids. Gene Ontology annotation, cellular component: nucleus. Gene Ontology annotation, biological process: mRNA splicing, via spliceosome. The record is from RefSeq and is a predicted model, not a curated record. Gene Ontology annotation, molecular function: RNA lariat debranching enzyme activity. NCBI's taxonomy places the organism in Eukaryota, Fungi, Ascomycota, Sordariomycetes, Hypocreales, Nectriaceae. The transcript has 3 exons.